ACUAUUCCUUUUGCUUCACAUCCAAAUAGAAGGCCUGCUCAGUUCUCAGAAGAGCUCUCGAUUUUCUCCUUCAUAAACCAUUUCCUUUUUGUUACUGAAACAAUGGCAUUCCCAAAGGCAUUUGCUGUUUUGUUUAUUGCAUCCUUUCUGCUCGUCCUUUUCGCUAAUGCCCAAAAGGUUGACUACAGCAAGCCACCAGCACCAGCCCCUCAAGCUCCUCAGCCACUAAAUUGCACAGGAGCAUGUGAAUAUAGGUGCAGCAAGUCGUCCAGGACAAAUUUGUGCAACAGAGCUUGUGGAACCUGCUGCCAUAGAUGCCACUGUGUGCCACCAGGGACCUCUGGAAAUUACGAAGCAUGCCCUUGCUAUUUCAACCUUACUACUCAUAAUAACACUCGCAAAUGUCCUUAAUUAAUGAUCUGUUAACGUUUUAAUUUCUAGUUUGUUGUUCUCCGAAGGGGAGUCCAUUUUCAAAAUGCAAGUGUAACUUUAAGCUUACGCUGUGUCCGAAUAAUUUAAGCAAGCCAGCUGUUCAUUUUGAGAUUCAAUUCAAUACUUCUCUGUGUACGAUUUUUGUGAUGCAAUAAUGGAUAUUUUUUUCAUUGAAUUGUCUA
This is a messenger RNA of Lycium ferocissimum, 614 nucleotides long. Its product is annotated as gibberellin-regulated protein 11-like. The coding region runs from base 103 to 411 and encodes 102 amino acids. NCBI's taxonomy places the organism in Eukaryota, Viridiplantae, Streptophyta, Magnoliopsida, Solanales, Solanaceae. The record is from RefSeq and is a predicted model, not a curated record. The transcript has 3 exons.